Medioppia subpectinata is the source of this 2383-nucleotide messenger RNA. The record is from the annotation of a GenBank genome assembly. NCBI's taxonomy places the organism in Eukaryota, Metazoa, Arthropoda, Arachnida, Sarcoptiformes, Oppiidae.
AAAAUCUAAUCAAUAGUUUAGAAAAAACUAAUCAUUAAUUUCUAUAUGACUUAUAUAUUCAUUACAUUUACUCUCUUUUAACGCAAACUAUUUUUAAUCAUUGUUUUUAGCGAUUAAUUUGUCUCUCAUUUCUGAGUUGAGAAACACUUGGGAUUUGAUAUAAUUUUUUUAGUUAAUUAAUUAAUUGAUUGUUUGGAACAGUUCUGUGACCAACAAAAUGGUUAAAGUAUUGAGUGGUAAAGAAGUGUCGGAACAGAUUCGCGAUAAACUGCGCGAAGAUGUGAAGAAGUUAUCGUUGGCGCCGGUGUUGGCUAUUGUUCAGGUCGGCGGUCGGGAGGACUCCAAUGUCUACAUCCGUAUGAAGAAGAACUUCGCCGAAUCGGUGGGAGUGACAGCCAAUCACAUCCAACUCCCAAACACUACCAAUGAGAAUGAGUUGAUCAGAAAAUUGGAUGAACUCAACAAAGAUAAGUCGGUUCACGGGAUUAUAGUUCAGUUGCCGUUUGAUUCCGUGCAUCCGAUCGAUGCAAAUAAGAUCACAAAUCUAGUGGCGCCCUAUAAAGACGUGGACGGUUUGUCGAAUGAAAAUGCGGGCAAACUAUUGCACGGAGAGGCGGACGGGAGCAACAGUUUCCUGCCCUGUACUCCAAAUGGCUGUAUGGAACUGAUCAGGAGAUCCGGGGCUCAAAUCGCCGGAUUGUGUGGAUUAGGCGCCAACGCUGUGGUUGUCGGGCGAAGUAAGAUUGUGGGCUCACCGAUGGCUCAGUUGCUAAUCUGGAACAACGCGACGGUCACUGUCUGUCACUCGAAGACCAAAAAUAUUAAGGAAAUUGUCCAAAAUGCUGAUAUCCUUGUCGUAGCGAUUGGACAGCCAUUGCUCGUCAAAAAGGAUUGGAUUAAACCGGGAGCCGUUGUCAUUGAUUGUGGCAUUUCCUCGAUUCCCGAUUCGACCAAAAAGAGUGGUUCCAGACUUGUUGGGGAUGUAGACUAUGCGGAGUGCAAAGAAGUGGCCGGUGCUAUAACACCAGUGCCGGGCGGUGUUGGACCCAUGACCGUAGCUAUGCUUAUCAGUAAUACAGUCGAUGCGGCAAAAGUGGCAUUGAGAACACAAUCGUCUCACCAGUCGUGGGAUAUCGAGCACUUGAAACUCAAUAAACUGAAUCCCGUUCCCAGCGAUAUAGCGAUAGCCCGUUCCCAUCGCUGUAAACCAAUUAAACAAUUGGCCGCUGAAAUCGGUUUAUUGGAAGACGAAUACGAGCCAUACGGAGCAUAUAAAGCAAAAAUUACAAAACAUAUUCCCGUCUUUGACAAGAACUCAGUUCGAGGGAAGUAUGUUGUGGUCACUGGUAUUACACCCACUCCUCUCGGAGAAGGGAAAAGUACAACAGUAUUGGGUUUAUCGCAAGCAUUGGGCGCUAAUUUGCAUCGAAAUGUGAUUACAUGCAUACGACAGCCGAGUCAGGGCCCGACUUUUGGCAUUAAAGGCGGUGCUGCGGGCGGUGGGUAUUCGCAGGUCAUUCCUAUGGAUGAAUUUAAUCUACAUUUAACGGGCGAUAUUCAUGCUAUAACUGCGGCCAAUAACUUGGUUUCGGCCGCAAUUGACGCCCGAAUAUUUCACGAAUCCACUCAAUCGGACACCGCUUUGUUCAGUCGAAUUGUUCCCUCAAAGCCCGGCAAAAAGCGAGUCUUUUCUGCCAUACAAUUGCGAAGACUUGAAAAGCUAAGAAUUCCCACAAAUCUCGCUCCAAAUGAAUUAUCUACUGAACAGAAGUCAGCCUUCGCUCGGCUUAAUAUAAACCCGGACUCUAUUACUUGGAAUCGAGUUAUGGACGUAAACGAUAGAUAUUUGCGUCAAAUUACUAUCGGAGAGGCGCCCACAGAGAAGGGCUUUUCAAGAAAAACACAAUUUGAUAUAUCAGUUGCGAGUGAAUUGAUGGCAAUUCUGGCGCUUUGCGAUAACUUAGGCGACGCUAAAGAAAGGAUUGGACGGAUAGUUGUCGCCUAUUCUAAGGAUGAAAACCCUGUUCCCAUCACUUGCGAUGAUUUAGGAGUUACCGGCGCUGUAACCGUUCUCAUUAAAGAUGCAGUAAAACCCACUUUAAUGCAGUCAUUGGAAGGAACGCCUGUCUUUGUUCACUGCGGUCCAUUUGCUAACAUAGCACAUGGUAACUCAUCAAUAAUUGCCGACAAAAUUGCUUUGGAUUUAGUGGGAGAAAAGGUGACUGAAUGUGGAUUUGGCGCUGAUAUUGGAUUUGAAAAGUUUGUUAACAUAAAGUCCAGGACAUCAGGCAUAUUCCCUGAUUGUGCUGUUUUGGUGGCCACUGUUCGGGCCCUUAAGAUGCACGGCGGAGGACCUAAUGUCACGCCCGGAGCCACUAUUCCU